This is a messenger RNA of Macroventuria anomochaeta, 780 nucleotides long. RefSeq lists its product as uncharacterized. Bases 132 to 587 code for a protein of 151 amino acids. NCBI's taxonomy places the organism in Eukaryota, Fungi, Ascomycota, Dothideomycetes, Pleosporales, Didymellaceae. The record is from RefSeq and is a predicted model, not a curated record. The transcript has a single exon.
CUGUCCUCCUGACCAAUUCUCUCAACUCGUACUCUUAUAGCGGUACACUGCCAUCCUGAACACAUCCGAACUACACCUAUCUUUCGUAUUAUACACGCAACGCAUCGUGGUACAGCAACCAGCCAGCAAGCAUGGCAUCACACGACCCAACGAACUUUCAACCAACACCACCCAUUCGCACAUCGACAGUCGAUUCCCAGAAGUCAACAGACUCAUCUGGUCAAAUGUCUCCCAAAUCUGCCCCAAUUUCGCCAACUUCACGUGUGUUCUUUGGUGCCAUCACUGAGCGCCUCGAGCGUUCACGCAGUCGAUCCCGCGCAGACGCAUCCCGGAAACGAGCCAAGUCACCAAUGGUUCUGCCACCCGAACAACUCCCUUCUGCACGACCACAGCAACCUCAUCACGUCUCGCAACCUACAACGACACAAGCUUCCGCGAAGGUACCACGACCAAGUCUCCAAGAGAACGGCAGAACGUCUACCAGUGGAAGUGAUCCAUGGCGCGGACGGCAUUCGAACGAAUGGCUUUUUGGCGGUUUCUCCGUCAGGGAGACCGCGAAGGGAGUUCUCGAGCGCCGCAAGUCGUAAUCGAGGAUUAAGGCGAGGAGUCUGGUACUCACUCGAUGUCGGGUGGCUCCGCUGGACGUAUGCACUGCUGGAAGGUGUGCUAUCCAUGACUGUCAAGAAUGAUGAUAAUGACCGGAAUUUAGAAGUGUGAUGAAUCGGACAUUGCGCGUCUGUAAACUAGUUUGUUAAUGGAAUCAAAGCUCUUGGUGUUGCU